AUGAGUCCUACCACAGUCUUGGUCACCGGUGCCGGUCGUGGCAUUGGCUCUGGCUUCAUCGCCACUCUCUUGCUUAGACCAUCGUCAACUGUGAUAGCCGCAGUCCGAGACCCUUCAAAGGCAUCGGCUAGAGCUCUUCAAGACCUUCCCAAGGGUGAAGGCUCCAAGCUCAUCAUCGUCAAGAUCGACUCUUCCAUCAAAACCGACCCCGCGGAAGCUGUCUCUAUUCUGCAGCGAGAUCACGAUAUCAACGCCCUGGACGUUGUUAUCGCGAAUGCCGGUAUUGCUCACUCGAGUGGCCCCGUCAUAAAGACCUCCACCGCUGCAAUCAAGGAUCACUUUGCUGUCAACACGAUCGGACCUCUCCUGUUGUUCCAGGCAAUCGCACCGCUACUCAAAGCCAGCAAUAGUGGUCGUCCGGUCUUCAUUGCCGUUACCUCGAUGCUUGGAACCAUCUCCGGCAUGGAGUCCCUCGAAAAUCUGCCACCGGCUUUAAGCCCUUACGGGUCCAGUAAAGCUGCGCUGAACUGGUUCAUUCGGAGAUUGCAUUUUGAAGAGACGUGGCUCACGAGCUUCGUCGUUCACCCCGGCACUGUGGCUACCGACAUGGUGCACUCCGUGAUUGAGGGGACAGAUUUGAAGCUUGAAGACCUUGGAGCGAUCACAGUAGAGAGCGUUUUCAAGAUUAUGGGCAGGAUUGAUACUGCGUCAAGAGAUAUCAGCGGGACAUUCCAGAAUUAUGACGGAACUCAUUUGCCCUGGUAA
Colletotrichum phormii is the source of this 765-nucleotide messenger RNA. RefSeq names its product short-chain dehydrogenase. Gene Ontology annotation, cellular component: cytoplasm. Bases 1 to 765 code for a protein of 254 amino acids. The transcript has a single exon. Lineage: Eukaryota; Fungi; Ascomycota; Sordariomycetes; Glomerellales; Glomerellaceae. The record is from RefSeq and is a predicted model, not a curated record. Gene Ontology annotation, molecular function: alcohol dehydrogenase (NAD+) activity.